AUGGGCUUUUUCCCCUUCAGCCAUAUCGAGGCGUACAACGACUACCUUUCUCUCAACAGCCCAGCAGGUAGCGGAGCCGUUGUUAGCGCUGAUAUCGAUCUUCCAGCAAAGUACGCCUCUCCCAACGGCACUCGAAACGAUGUAGAUGUGUUUCAUCCCAAAGCUUCGCGUACGCUGUACGUUGGGGGCCUAGAAAGUCGCAUUUCCGACGACACACUUCGUCGACGUUUUGGGAAAUUCGGGACUAUCUUGGAUGUAGAUGUGAAAAAUUACGAGUCGCCUUCGCCUUUUGCUUUCAUCCAGUUCGCUGAUAUAGACUCUGCUGUACGUGCAAUAAAUGCACAUUCUAGUGCUGGGGUACCUGCGAAUAAAAAGGGGAAGAAAUUCCAGCCCAACUUCGGCCGAUCGAUGACGACGAACAAGUUAUGGAUUGGCUCCAUACCUCUACAGUGCGCUGAGGACUAUGUUAUACAGAAACUUCGUUCGCUAUCUGAAGGGGUUGUCGAUGUGGUUGUUGACAUGCGUGUGCGGCAAGCAAUAGUUGUAUUUUCUUCCACUGAAGCAGCUCAGGCCGCCUUAAAUCGCAUCAAAGCUGGCGUUCCUAAGCAGUUGUAAGU
Molecule: messenger RNA, 617 nt
Organism: Cylicostephanus goldi
Lineage: Eukaryota; Metazoa; Nematoda; Chromadorea; Rhabditida; Strongylidae
Source: the annotation of a GenBank genome assembly